Molecule: messenger RNA, 339 nt
Organism: Trypanosoma theileri
Lineage: Eukaryota; Euglenozoa; Kinetoplastea; Trypanosomatida; Trypanosomatidae
Exons: 1
Coding region: 1-339 (112 amino acids)
Source: RefSeq, a predicted model, not a curated record
AUGACACCAGCUCCACGUAUGGUGUACUCCGCAGUGGUGCGCAAUACCGCAUCCCGGCCAGCUAAGUUGAGGGUCAUCUAUGCAAUGCCAAAGGGGCCACAUCAAGAAGAACAGGUACGCGUGGCACCCGGUAAAAGUUUGAAACUAAAUCAGAAACUUGUUCAUCAGGGAAGUGCAGUGUUAACAGGCCACAUUCAACGCAUUCUAAUUGAGGGAGAAAAACAUCAUGCAGCCACUCUUGAGGCCCCAUUCGAAGGUGUGAUUUCUCCAGUAAAGGACUAUCCAUUGGAAAUUGUUGAAGAGAGCGGUUUGUUGAAACUGCGGAGAGCAGUAAGGUAA